Molecule: messenger RNA, 1137 nt
Organism: Malassezia globosa CBS 7966
Lineage: Eukaryota; Fungi; Basidiomycota; Malasseziomycetes; Malasseziales; Malasseziaceae
Exons: 3
Coding region: 1-1137 (378 amino acids)
Biological process (GO): positive regulation of cyclin-dependent protein serine/threonine kinase activity; nucleotide-excision repair; regulation of transcription by RNA polymerase II
Cellular component (GO): transcription factor TFIIH holo complex
Molecular function (GO): cyclin-dependent protein serine/threonine kinase activator activity
Source: RefSeq, a predicted model, not a curated record
AUGAAGUCGUCGACGGCGCCAGCCAAGCCUCGUAGUCAAAUGCCCUCUACUUCGGUGGUGCGCGGACAUGUUGGUCAGUCGCAAGUUCGAGAUCGAAGCGGCCGCAUCUCGGAGUACUCGUCAUCUGAUGACAAGUGCCCUAUAUGCAAGACGGACAGAUACCUGUCACCACGUCUUCGACUGCUAGUGAGUCCAUGUUACCACAAAAUGUGCGAGUCAUGCAUAGAUCGGCUAUUCUCACUCGGGCCUGCCGCGUGCCCCGAGUGUGGUCAAGUCGUACGGAAGCAGCAGUUUAGCGCACAGAUUUUUGAAGACCUGCAAGUCGAGGAGGAGGUGAAUAUACGAAAGCGCGUAUCGCGGCUAUUCAAUCGCAGGCCUGAGGAGUUUCCUACACUACGCGCGUACAACGACUACCUGGAGGAAUUCGAAGAGAUCACCUUCAAUCUUGUACAUAAAAUUGAUCUCGAGCAUACGCAAACGAAAUUGGCGCAAUAUGAAGCGUUGAACAAGUCGUUCAUUGCACAGCAGCAGCAGCAACGCGAGCAGGAAUCGAUACGGCAGCAGCAGCUGGAUGAAGCGUCCCGACAGGAACGUAUGCUGCGUGCGCAAAAAGUUAAGGAGGAGCAGGAGCUUGAGCAGCGGGAGCGGGAAGCUGAAGAGAAAGCAAUUGUUGCCGAGCUCGAGAAAGGUCGUAGCAUUGAUGAUGUGAUGCAAGAGCAUGAGAAACGGCGCCAAGAUCGACUUGCUGCAUCCAAGAAACGUGCGAUGGAGGAACGACAACGCCAGAAGCUAUUCGAAGAACGCUUGCACGAAGCGCCCGUGAGUGCGCGACCAAAAAUGAGUGCGGCUGAGCUUGAAUAUAUACACCAGGUGAUCCAGUCAGACUAUGUCGGCCCAUUUGCUACGCUGGACGAUGGUUCUGGGCUCGUGGCUGUUCGAGAAGCACCUGUGUCGUUGGGUGGCAUCGCAGCGAGCGGCUCUGCCGGCUAUGUGGAUCCAUGGCUCAAACCAGAGUUCGUCACGCCCAUUGCGAGUGCACAAAACCGAGCCGGAGGAUAUGACUGGCAGCACCAAGUAUGGCAGCGUGGGAUUUUGGCAGUUUGUGAUGGACUCUCUCUAGCACCGGACCUAGGAUGA